AUGGGUGAUGCAGCUCACAAAGCAGAAACACCAUCAGUGUUGAAGCAGCUGCCAGAACAUUUUCUUAAAAAUAUAAACCAUACUGUUCACUAUAAGCUUCUAGAAGCUCAGUUACUCCAAAAGAUAGUAGAGAUAGAGCAAAAGUACAAUAGUCAUAGUAAAGUUAGGGAGAAAGGUCAGAAAACCUGCAUUCUAUUUGAUCCAAAGGAUAAGGAGAUAGAUCUGUCUGUGCAUGCUUAUGCAAGUUUCAUCGAUGCCUUUCAACAUGCCACCUGUCAGCUGACAAAAGAAGUCCUUUUACUGAAAACUUUGGGCAAGGAGAAACAGCACUUACGUGGGAUUAAGUUUGCUGAUGACUUCAGAAAGAGGCAUCCAGAUAUACACUUUGUACUGAGUCGAGAGUCAAUGACUUUGACUGGUUUGCCAAAUCAUGUUGCAGAGGCAAAGCAAUAUGUCUUAAAGAGUGGGGACCUGUCGCUGUCAGCUGGAGAGAAAUUGAACAAAGAUCAUGAAACACCCAUGGACAUUGAUAGUAAUAAUUCAAAAGCAGCUUCACCUCCAUUCAAGGACUCUGCAAGUUCUGUGGCCUCCAAAGCAGACAAUAAGGAAAAGGACCUCUGUGUCAUCUGCAUGGAUACCAUGAGUGACAAACAAGUACUACCAAAGUGCAAGCACGAAUUCUGCAGGCAUUGUAUAGAUAAAGCCAUUUCUUAUAGGCCUGUCUGCCCCGUGUGUCAGACUUCUUAUGGCGUCCAGAAAGGGAAUCAACCAGAAGGAACUAUGAAUCACAGAACUGUAAAACAGUCACUUCCGGGUUAUCCAUCCUGUGGCACCAUUGUCAUUACAUAUAAUAUGUCAGGAGGCAUACAAACGAACAAGCAUCCAAACCCAGGAAAGCCUUAUUCUGGAAUACAGUGAACUGCAUACUUGCCUGAUAAUAAGGAAGGAAAGAAGGUUUUGGAACUACUUUUAAAAGCCUUUGAACAAAAGCUGAUUUUUACAGUGGGGCAAUCUCAAACAUCAGGAAUCUCAAAUGUCAUUACAUGGAAUGAUAUAUAUCACAAAACAUCCUGGUCUGGAGGACCAGAAAAUUAUGGCUACCCUGAUCCUCACUACCUGGAACGUGUCAAGGAGGAACUGAAAGCUAAAGGAAUUGAGUAAGAAAACUGCUGGAAGAA
Ictidomys tridecemlineatus (thirteen-lined ground squirrel) is the source of this 1178-nucleotide messenger RNA. The record is from RefSeq and is a predicted model, not a curated record. Lineage: Eukaryota; Metazoa; Chordata; Mammalia; Rodentia; Sciuridae.